This is a messenger RNA of Prorocentrum cordatum, 961 nucleotides long. Lineage: Eukaryota; Dinophyceae; Prorocentrales; Prorocentraceae. The record is from the annotation of a GenBank genome assembly.
GGCCACGCCACCGCCCCGCGGCACGACGGCCGGGCACCGGGCAACCAGACCUGAACGGCCGAGGCGGUCUCUCCCGGGCACCGCGGCACGCGCGGAGGCGGCGGGUCGGCGAGGUGCUGCGCAGUGCAGCGAUCGGCGACGGGAUGCGCCGUGAUGAUGUUUUGCGCCCUCGGCCCAGAACUGCAUGGUCCUUCACCCCAGAACUCCAUGCACGAAUCAUGCACGGGCAUGCUGGCGUGCCGGCCGGCCCUGGAGCACGAGGUCGGGGGCAGACGCGAGGAUGCCGCGGGAGAAAGAGGGAGGAGGAGCUUCGUCAAGGUGGGCGCGCAGCAGCAGGCCGCUCCCGGCGCCUCCUCCCCGGGAGGAAUGGCGAGGAGCGGCGGUGGGUGGCGGCAGCAGGAGACGCCGGAGGCCUCGAGGCUCGAAGACACGCAAGACUGGCCCUGGGCAGGAGCCCGCGCGCCUGCCGACGGCGUCUCCCAUCGCGGGAGGAGAAGACGAGGAGCGGCGGGGGCAGCAACGGGAGUCGCUGGAGGCCAGAGUGACCCCAAGCAAGAAGAGUGACGUUUUUGGUGCGCGGCUUUAGGGGCCGCGGGGGGGGGGGGGGGGGCCAAAUCCAAGCGCGCAUGCCAAUGCUCGGGGGACCCCUGCGGUCCCUGUGAGCCCGCACCAAAGGUCACUCUGGCCAAGGGUCACUCUUGCGCGCAGCCUCACGGCUGGGGCCAGAGUUCACGGGGAGGAUCGCACCGCAUCGCCGAUGCAGCGGGCGACGUCGGGAUGGACUGGAUCGGACUGCAGAUCGCGCUGCACCGCUGGUGCACUGGCGGAUGCGGCGCGAGUCUUCCAUCUGCUCUGGCCCUGUGCGUGAGGGGCAACGUUGGGAGGGGACCAGCUCAGGAAGGGGGAAGCACAUCGACAUGUAUCGGCGAUGCGUCCCCGAUAGCUCGGCGAUGGGCAACCG